AUUAUCACAUUUUAUCAUUUUAUUUUUGGAAAUAUUAGACGUAAUAUAUGUUGGAGUCACAUUUUUAACCCGAGAUUAAUUUUUCAAUGUUGGUGGCAAAUAAAAAUCUAUACUUGAAAAUAUAAUUAGAUAAAUUAUAGAUUUCAUGGAAUUCGAAAUUAAUUAAAGAAUUAGUUUUUAAUGAAGAUAUGUGAGCAGUGGUAAUAAUUUGACAUUAUCAGUGAAUACUACUGUGACGAACUUCCUCUAUAGUUACUAAUAUUUUUAACAACGUUUAUCAGUUGAGUUGUAGCUAUCCCCUGAGUUCAAACCUGUCUCUUACUUUUUUUUUGACAUAUUUGUGUUUACAAAUUGAUAGAAAUAUGUUUGGCUCAAGAAUAUACUUUAUUUUUUUUAUAUUAAUACCCGCAAGUAUAACUAGUAUUAGGACUGAUAAAAAAUAUUGUCCGCUACAAGAGAUUUUUGAUACCAAAGAUAAUUCUAGAUGCUUUAUUUUGCACACUGAAAAUUUUGUUAAUCAUUACAAGGAAGAAACCAAAGAUUGGAUCGAUAAGUACUUAAUGGAAUGCUCCAAUGAUUCUUCGAAAAUACAUACUCUGACUAACUUAACAAUAUUAAGAUUGAUUGCUUGUACAAAUUUAGUGCGUAAAAAUGAUCUUAUAAAUAUUUCAUACGUUCAUAAGUAUUAUCAAGAUGAUGAGAAUUACUCGACUUCACGAUCUAUGACUAUCAGAAAAUGUUGUCCUCAAGGGCAGCGAUACAGUACUGAAACUCGAGAAUGCAUGAAUUUCUCUUCAAAUUAUAUAGAUAUGUUUAACAUACUCCGUGACUUUUCUGAUAAAAUUAUUGAUUCUUUAUCAAUAAUUCAAGGUUUUCCAACUUGUAAUUAUAGUUUAAUUAACCACGUCAUUAGUACAAUUGACGAUCGACUUAUUUUUUAUAAUGAUACGUAUCAGGGUCUAACUUUUUCAAAAGCUGGUAAAAAAAAACUAUUUGUGACUGAAAAUAAUUCAUGUUUUGACUUCGGAUCAUCUCCAGAUACACUUGUCGUUAUAACAUGCAACGACGCUGAGUUUUGUGAGCAUAACACUUGUUUGAAAAAAUGUUGCCCAGAAGAUGAAGCCCGGAUCAAUAAUAAAUGCCAAAAACUUUCUUUAUUUCCAUCUUUCAAAAAAAAAUUCCACACUGAGGUAGAAUCAAUUGUCUACAAUGCUCGUUAUAAUUCAACCUUAUCAGACGUUCUAAAAUUCACCGAUUAUAGCCUCAUCGUUGGAUUUGUAUCUUGUAAUGGCAGUAAAAGAACAUAUCCAGUAAUACCAUCAAAAAAUUGGUAUUUUACUUCAAGUGGAUAUGUUUACGUGCCUGAUCAUCAGGUUGCUCGUCAUCACGAUGAAUAUUGCUUGGAAAUGAUAUUCGGAAACAAAUUUUUGGAAGAUGGAUUGUAUCCUAUCAUGUGUGCCAGCAAGCAUAUAAUUGCAUUGAAAAAUGAUCCUGUGCGACCAGAUGGUCCUGUGUUACUAGAUGAUCCAGAUGAUCCUCUUUCAUCAAGAAUUCUUAUCAAAACAAUAGCUGAAACAAUCAGUUGCACGUUUCUGCUACUGACAUUUUUGGUUUAUCUAAGUCUACCAUCUUUACAAAAUAUCCAUGGAAUAACUUUGAUGUGCUAUAUAGGAAGUCUUUUUUUAGCUUUUAGUUCUCAUACAGCUAUUAUUUUCCUGACAAUAUACGAUAACAAGACUCCAGAUUAUUAUUUAGUGGAUUUGCCAGUGUGUAAACCUCUUGGUUACAUAAUGACAGCAUCAUUUCUUGCGGCUUUUUCUUGGCUUAAUGUAAUGUGUUUUGAUAUUUGGUGGACAUUCAGAGGAUACAACGGCGUAGUUUAUAUCAACCGUGAAAGCCUAGGACGCAGAAAGCGUUUCUUACUUUAUUCUUGCUAUGCUUGGGGUCUUCCAUUACUUUCGUCCCUGUUUAUCUUCAUGUUGGAUUCGAAAAAAUUUAUCCCCGACGAAUGGCUUCCUCACCUAGGAGAGACCACAUGUUGGAUUGGAGCACAAAAUGAUAAUAUAGCAAAAGUUAUUUACUUUUAUGGACCACUUACUAUACUCUUGACGAUUAAUGUUAUAUUCUUCAUCCUCACUUUACGUAACUACAAUAGGGUAAAAGCGAGUAUUUUCAAAUUUUUAUCAUUCACGAGCGCUCAAUUAGAUAAAGCUACUAAAACUAAAGUAAGGCUCACCUUGAAGCUAUUCAUUGUUAUGGGCAUUGCUUGGAUUUUUGAAGUAAUUGGAUUCUUCAUUAAAACUUAUAUAAUCAGUUUGGAUUGGCACGUCAUAAUUUUUACUGUGUUUGACAUAAUUAAUUGUCUCCAUGGAAUGUUUAUUUUUGUUUUAUUUGUGGUCAAAACUGAUGUUUAUCGCGCGUUGAUAAAAAAAUUCAGCCGUCAUAGAGCUCAUUUGCGAUUUCAUCGAAGAUCUCAAAAAACUAAUGACUUGAGGAAUCUUUUUAAAAAUUCAAGAUCUAUCAAUUCAACCAGUACGUUAAUAACGUCAACGAUGGAUCAGUUCAAUUAAUGAGCUUUUCAUGAUACUUUUUUAUUUCAUUUAAUUCAAAUAAAUCCAAAACGCUCCGACUUG
Cotesia glomerata is the source of this 2633-nucleotide messenger RNA. RefSeq names its product G-protein coupled receptor Mth2-like. The transcript is spliced from 8 exons. Gene Ontology annotation, cellular component: membrane. NCBI's taxonomy places the organism in Eukaryota, Metazoa, Arthropoda, Insecta, Hymenoptera, Braconidae. Gene Ontology annotation, molecular function: G protein-coupled receptor activity. The record is from RefSeq and is a predicted model, not a curated record. Gene Ontology annotation, biological process: cell surface receptor signaling pathway; G protein-coupled receptor signaling pathway. Bases 363 to 2570 code for a protein of 735 amino acids.